Zychaea mexicana is the source of this 703-nucleotide messenger RNA. RefSeq lists its product as uncharacterized. Gene Ontology annotation, cellular component: transcription factor TFIIH holo complex. The record is from RefSeq and is a predicted model, not a curated record. Bases 149 to 505 code for a protein of 118 amino acids. Gene Ontology annotation, biological process: regulation of cyclin-dependent protein serine/threonine kinase activity; regulation of transcription by RNA polymerase II; DNA repair. The transcript has 4 exons. Lineage: Eukaryota; Fungi; Mucoromycota; Mucoromycetes; Mucorales; Lichtheimiaceae.
AUUCAACAGUAGCUGCUCACAUUAAGGAGAUUAUGAAAAGUUUGAUGAUAACCGCAUCAUAUCCAGCCAAUAACAAUAAAAUGAGUAGCUACGAUAAUGUUCAUGCUUGCCCGCACGCUUUCUCUCUCUCCGCUCCAAGAUCUCAACCAUGGCAAUGAAAGGAACACUACGAAACCAAACUUUAAUGAUUGGCAAAUCGGGCUCUUCUGUGGUUUCUUACCAAGAAGAAGAUGCACAAUGCCCUGUUUGUAAAAGUGACAAGUAUCUCACGCCCAACCUCAAACUUCUCGUUUCACCAUGUUUUCAUAAAAUGUGUGAAUCGUGUAUCGAUCGAUUGUUCAGUGCGGGUCCUGCGCCAUGUCCGAUUUGUCAGCAAGUGCUGCGCAAGAAUCAAUUCAUGUCUCAGAUCUUUGAGGAUCUUGCAGUUGAAAAAGAAGUGCGGAUACGAAAACGAGUCAGCAAAGUGUAUGUAAUUUUCUUAUUGUGUGUAUAUGUUAAUCUGUAGAAAGGCUAUCGUUUAACAAGAGCAAGACAUAUUUCAGGUUUAAUAAACGACCAGAAGAUUUCCCAAGUUUACGGUGACGUAUGGUUAAAUCAGCUUUCAAUUUGAUGAACGAGGUGGAUGUUGCGGAGACCGAGGCUAGAAUCACGGCAUAUGAGAUGGAAAACAAAGACAGUAUAGCAGCAAAUGAGGCUAGAAUGG